CUCCAGUUUUGUUCAUUUCUGUUGGCGGCUAAAGUUUCGCUUCUCGGCCUCGACUUGAUUCGGAGCAACGCGAUAAUAACCAAUUACCUCCGAAUCGCGUUUAUUAGCGUGAGCUACAAAACCCGCUAAUGUUUUUUCCCCCCACCCGGGGCUUGGAUAUUUUUUCUCUCCUUUUUUUUGUUGUAAGAUGCCGUAUAGCGAGGGAGAGCGGAACACAUUUGAAAAGGCCGGGUGAACGGAGCGGCAGCCGCCAGCCAAUCGGAAGUGAGUAUUUUUCGCGCUGAUUGGGGCGAGUUUCCCCGCAAAGCUUCAACUCGAAUGAAUAGGAGGGUCGGAGGAGCCGCAAUGCUUCGAACAGAUCUUUGAGUGGCACCGAUGGACAGUAAGGGAGGAUCUUUACCUGCAAUGCCUGAGCCAAAGACCCCCACCAGUAUGAAGCAGUUGUCCGAAUCUCCAUGUGGAUGUAAGGGACGAGGCGAUGGAAGCACAGAUCCAGCUCUUCUCAUGGAUAAAGCCGCCACGCCCCAUGAUGGGGUUUUGCAGAAGAUGGGCAACCCUAACCACGCUCACGAACACCUGGAUCUGACCUGCUUCUUCAACUCUGAUCAGGAGACAAUGUCGAAGUUCUGCACGUCUCCCCCCGGAUCGCCCCUCCGUAAAGCAGUAGAAUCGGGAACUCCGCAUAGCAGCCCGCAAAGGAAGCAAGACUCCCCGGAGCUCACACUCAAAAUAACCAAACAUUUGCCCAAUGGAAAGUCGCCAACGUCGAGCAGGUAUGAAGCUAGCUAUGGAGAAGAGGGCACAGAGGAUACGAAUGCAGCUUUAAGUUUAUCAGAAGGAAUGAUUGCUCCUGCCAGCAUUGCCAACGAAGGAAGCAAGUUAAGGGGACCAGUGAAAAAAGUGCCACCGAGCAGACGGCACCCUAUCGACCCCGUGAUUAAUGGCUGUGAUAGAUCAGCUUUCACACACACUAUCAUAGAAGCACGUGACAAGCCCAGAGAGUCAUAUGACCCUGCUCCUGAGAUUGAUGUCCUGACCUCUGAAUCCAGAGAUGCUGCUGUACCGACCUGUGUAACUUCAGACGCUAUGCCUAUACUGGAUGCUGAGGGGGAUACGAGUGUUCAGAGUAUGGAGGACGUGCAGACAUUGCUGACAGAGGAGCAACCCAGUGUCCAGUUUUCUGUGGGAGAUGUUGUCUGGGCUAAGGCGUCUGGAUACCCAUGGUGGCCAUGCAUGAUCACUACAGACCCAGAGUUCAAACUUCACUUCAGACAGAAAGCAAACAAGUGCAGAGGAUUAUUGUUCCAUGUACAGUAUUUUAGCGACACACCAGAGAGAGGAUACAUUGCUGGGAAGAACUUGGUAAUAUUCUCUGAGAGAGACCAAUAUCAAACACUGUGCUGCGGAAAUAAAAAAUCCACUGUCCGCUCUGAUGACAAGAAGCUGUCGAUUCCGCGUAAGGUGCGGAUACCAUGGGAUACGGGCGUCUCCCAGGCAACAGAGGCAGUAACUUUACCGUUGGAGGAGCGACUGGCCAAGUUCAGCUUCACAUAUGAGGGCAACCAACCACGGUUCAACUCUCAUAUGCUGCAAGAACUUCAGUGCAAACAGGAGAGUCAAGAAGAAUUUCCAGAUACGGCUAGUCUCACUCCUCCUGACUCCACUCAGUCCAGCCCCAUCACUCUACAGACAAUGAGCAACCACCUUACCCACCCCCUGAGCUCCAACAGCAGCACUUCACAAAGGAAAACGCCCCUUCCUACUAAAGCACCUAAAGCACCCAAAGCCCCAGCCAGCAAGGGGCAAAUCAGCCACAAGGAGCAGAAUGCUCACUGCAAAAAAAGCAAGAAAGUCGUUCCUGUUGUAGUUUCCCCUCAAAUUGACUCUGAACAGGAUAUUUCCACUGCUGCAGAUAAACCUUUGACCAACAAGAGGAAAAUGAAUAAAUCUGGAAUAUUCACAAAAGACUCCUCUUUGAAAGAGGAUCUCCUAUUUGCUGAAAUUGACCCCCACUUGAAAGCAACCCAGAAAAAGCAGAGAAAACUCAAACAGAAGUUUCCAGCUGCACCAAACUCUCUGAAAAGGAAGAAAAUUAAAGCAUCUGCUGUUAUUGCUGAAAGACUAAAUACAGAGUUAUUGAAGCCAGUGGUUUUGGAUGCCGAAGUCUCCAAGAUGAAGAGAAAACUAAAAAAAGAAAAGGACGAUGCUGUCUUUAAAGUUAUGAAGAAGGCCUCGAAGCGUACACUUGAAGAUCUCGUUGUGGAGGAUGUACCUCAACCAAAGAAAAGGGCCAAGCUCGAGGACGGGGUAAAAUGGCGCGAGCCGUUAAAGACAGCUGAGCCUCCUGUCGCUAUACAAAGGCGAAAGAGACCGAAAUCUGCUAUCGCUGAAAAGAGAAAGAGACCCAAACCAACAGUCACCGUAGAGCCUAAAAGGAAGGGAAAAUGGGUUAGGAAGCUAAACCAUGAAGAUUGCAACGAGUCACCAGUCAAAUCAGUUUCAUCAAAGAAGCGCAGCCCAUCAACCCAGACUUCCUUUCAGGAGAGACCCGAUUCUCCCUCUGAUGAAGCCCAUGCUACCAGGAAGGCAGAGCGUGCAGUCAGUAAUAAAAAAGAGAGUGUGUGUCAGGUUUGUGAAAAGACAAGUGAGGACCUGGUGACAUGUGAAGGACAAUGCUAUGGUUCAUACCACCUGCAGUGUAUGAGUUUGGACCAACCACCAGACAAGGUGCUCUGCACUGCUUGCCGCACAGGCGUGCACCCAUGUUUCACUUGUAAGAAGUCUGAAGGGGAGGUGAAGCGCUGCAGCGUUUUACACUGCGGUCGCUUCUACCAUGAAGCAUGCUUGCGUUUAAGUGCGCUGACCGUUUUUGAUAACAGAGGAUUCCGCUGCCCACUACACACUUGCCUCAGCUGUCACUGCAGUGGCCGUGGCACAGCAAAAGCCACCAAAGGGAAGAUGAUUCGCUGUCUGCGCUGUCCAGUAGCAUGUCACACUGGGGAUCUGUGCAUAGCAGCCGGCAGUGAGGUGUUGACACCUACUACCAUGUUAUGUACCCAUCACUUCAGCCCUAAAAAAGGCUACAGACAUCAUACACAUGUCAAUGUCAGCUGGUGUUUCAUCUGCUCCAACGGUGGCAGACUCCUGUGCUGUGAAUCAUGUCCAGCUGCCUUUCACCCUGACUGUUUAAAUAUAUCCAUGCCUGAUGGCAGCUGGUUCUGUUACGACUGCCGCUCAGGCAAGAAGCCCAAGUACAGGGACAUUAUCUGGGUCAAACUGGGCAAUUACAGAUGGUGGCCAGCAGAAAUCCGUCACCCCAGGAACAUCCCUACAAACAUCCAGCACCUACGUCAUGAGAUUGGCGAGUUUCCUGUUUAUUUUUUCGGAUCAAAAGAUUACUAUUGGACCCACCAGGGCCGAGUUUUCCCGUAUAUGGAGGGAGACAGGGCCAGCAGAAACCAGAAGACUGGUAUUGGGAAGGUUUUUAAGAAUGCUGUGCUGGAGGCCGAGGCUCGGUUUAACCAGGUCAAAAUGGAGAGAGAAGCUAAAGAAGCUCAGGAGAACAACAGGAAACCUCCUCCAUACAAAUAUAUCAAGGUCAACAAACCAGUUGGACAUGUGCAGAUUUACACGGCGGACAUCUCCGAGAUCCCCAAGUGCAACUGUAAGCCGAGUGAUGAGAGGCCAUGCAGCUUUGAAUCGGAGUGUCUGAAUCGCAUGCUGCUGUACGAGUGUCACCCUCAGGUCUGUCCAGCUGGAGAUCGCUGCAUGAACCAGGAUUUCACCAAGCGCCUCUACCCCGAGACCAAGAUCAUCCGCACAGCUGGAAAGGGCUGGGGUCUCAUUUCACUCCGAGACAUCAAGAAGGGGGAGUUUGUGAAUGAGUAUGUGGGGGAGUUAAUCGAUGAGGAGGAGUGCAGAGCCAGGAUCAAAUAUGCCCAAGAAAAUGACAUCACACAUUUCUACAUGCUUACCAUUGACAAGGACCGGAUCAUUGAUGCAGGCCCAAAAGGGAACUACUCCCGCUUCAUGAACCAUAGCUGCCAGCCUAACUGUGAGACUCAGAAGUGGACUGUGAACGGAGACACUCGUGUGGGUCUGUUCGCUGUGUGUGACAUUCCAGCAGGGACAGAGUUGACUUUUAAUUAUAAUCUGGACUGUCUGGGGAAUGAGAAGACGGUUUGUCGCUGUGAUGCACCCAACUGCAGUGGUUUCCUAGGAGAUAGACCCAAGAUCACCCCCACCUCAGAGCCCAAAGCCAAGAUACAGAAGAAGAAACCCAAGCGGCGGCGUGCUCGUAGUGAAGGAAAGAAGCAAUCCGAGGAUGAGUGUUUUCGUUGUGGUGAUGGAGGACAGUUGGUUCUGUGUGACCGCAAGGGCUGCACUAAAGCGUACCACCUGUCCUGCCUCGAUCGAACUAAGAGGCCAUUCGGUCGUUGGGAUUGCCCCUGGCACCACUGUGACGUGUGCGGCAAACCGUCCGAUGCCUUCUGUCAGCUGUGUCCCAACUCCUUCUGUAAGAGUCACGAGGACGGCACGUUGAACCCGCACCCUACCAGCGGCCUGCUGUGCUGCCAAGAGCACGACGACUCGGACCCGCAGUCCACGACGCCGCUCGCCCAGAAGUCCAGCAACACCACUAAACCCCCCAGACGCGGCCGUAAACCCGGGGCUCUGAGCAGCGCCGAGCCUGCAGCCGAGAAGCGCUCGAGGAAACACUGUGCCAAGAGCAGAAGAGUCGAGCUGCUGAAAGCGUUCCUCCCGUCCCGGCUCUUCCCUCCACGACCUCGCCAUGAUUCAGUGGUCUUGAUCUCAACGUGACUGUUCUCCCAAACUGAAAGCACUGUCUGAUCAGGGAAGUAUCCGAACACUGUAGAGCUCGAUGAAACUGCCACGUCCGGUUCCACCCCUCACUCAACAUCUCGCUCGGAACCGAGCGCUGAAGCCACCACACCAAACAGCCUCAUUACUACACAGCAUUAUAGAGGCCAAACUUGAAUCUUUUUUUUUUUUUCCUUUUUUUUUUUUUUUUUUUUUUUAUAUAUAUAAACACCUGUUUUAAUCGUUCAGAUAGAUUAUUAUAAUUUUUUUAACAGUAGAUAUGUAUAUUGAAAUGUAUAUGAAAGACCAAAAUUAUAAUAAUACUGGAAUUACUGAUAGCAACAGAUUGCGAUUGUGUAGUCUUCAUGUUUUUUUGUUUGUUUUUUCCUGUUUGUUUUUGUUAAACAGCCAGUUGUACCGUUAAAUGUAAGACACUAUGAAUAGCUUUUGAAUUGUUUUAAUAGUUAAUAUAGAGUGCAUUUAACUAUAGAGCAGCACAUUUUUAGCACGUUAAACUUUUUUUUUUUUUUUUAGCUCAUUUUUUUGAGUUCUUGUAUCAUGCUAGAAGGUUAAAUGAGUCUCUGCUAAAUCUACCUAUUCAGAGUUUAAAAAAAAAAAAGACAGUUAAUUGAGGAUUAAGUCAGGCGCUUUUUGUGAGGUUUGGGUGAAAUAAAGCUUUUAAAAAAUA
Silurus meridionalis is the source of this 5509-nucleotide messenger RNA. RefSeq names its product nuclear receptor binding SET domain protein 2 (gene nsd2). Gene Ontology annotation, molecular function: protein binding; histone H3K36 methyltransferase activity. Gene Ontology annotation, biological process: regulation of DNA-templated transcription. The transcript is spliced from 24 exons. Gene Ontology annotation, cellular component: nucleus; chromatin. The record is from RefSeq and is a predicted model, not a curated record. The coding region runs from base 376 to 4821 and encodes 1481 amino acids. Lineage: Eukaryota; Metazoa; Chordata; Actinopteri; Siluriformes; Siluridae.